AUAUAUCAACGUCAUAAUAUUCUUCAGUGACUUCUAAGAUUUAUGGACAAUCUUUAUUUAUAUUAUAUUUAUAUUUGUCUCUUCCUAAUUCUCAAUUAUUAUUCUUAUCAAAGUUAUUUUUUCAAACUCCCAACAAAGACGGCACCUGUUGUCUACCCGUUAGAAAUACGCGACAUUUGAUUUCCACCAAUGAAAUUUUGAUUGUUGUUAUUAGUUUAUGCUGGUCGGCAAAGUAGUGAACGUUAUGCUUUUUAUUACUGUCGUCCCGUUAGAUCAAAGGAUUAUUUUGAAGAUAUAGGCUUUUAUAUUAAUAAAUUCGAGACAUUAUGCUCUACAAUUAGUGAAGUGAAGUUGUGAAAUGGAUUUUUGUUUAAUUUUGGACAUAUAUUCGUUUUACACCCGAAUAAUUAUCCUGUAAUGUGAAUUGCAUUCAAAAUGGCGGAUUCAUAUUAUCAGGGCGACUACAUAAAGCAUCCCGUCCUGUACGAGCUCUCGCACAAGUAUGGCGUCCAGACCGAAAACCUCUCCGACUGCCAGCUGCCGUACAAGUUGGAGGAACUCAAGGAGAUCAUACGUCGCGAGAUUAGGAAAGAGCUCAAAAUCAAAGAGGGCGCCGAGAAGCUCAGGGGGGUUGCGACCGAUAGAAAAUCGCUCAACCACGUUGCCACCAUCGUUAAGAACGCGAACUGCAAGUUGACCGAGCUGAAGAACGAACUAAGCGAGCUGGAAUCGCAAAUUAUACUCUCACAAGGGAACAGUACUCCGACGACACCUUGUAUCAAUGGCGACUACUUGCAACAAUCUCUCAUGGACACUCGUAACAAUGACAAGCUCAACAAUUCUGGACAUCACAGUCGAAUCGAGAACCUGGAAAGGCAGCUAAACAUAGAACUGAAAGUGAAACAGGGAGCAGAGAACAUGAUACAGAGCAUCACUGGUAAAGAUAAGAAAUUGUUGUACGAAGCGCAGCAGAUGUUACAGGAUUCGAAAACUAAGAUAGAAUUUUUGAAAAUGAAGAUAACGAAGAUGAAACACGAUGAAGACUCCAAGCACAGAGGUUCAAUGUAUGACUUGACAGCAAAUGGUGACUCGACGCCUAGAAGGGAACUAGAACCAUGUGUCGACGAUAGGAUUGAGGACUUGAAACACAGGUUAAGGGUAGAAGCCGCAGUUGUGGAAGGAGCCAAAAAUGUGAUCAGAUUACUACAGAAUGGUAACAAAGAUAAAAGUGAUAAAAAAGCUCUGAAUGAGGCACAAGACAGCCUGAGAGCAAGUAGCAUGAAAUUGGACUUACUAAGAAAAUCGCUCGAGCUGAGAAAAUCAGAACUGCCAAUCGAUUCGCCCGUUGCUCAACAGUUGAAAGAAGAACUUGCCAACGCACAGACAUUUAGCCCAAUGUCUGUGCAUUACACAAGUCUUCAGCCUUUUAGAGAGAGACCUGGGAACAAUAAGAUGCCAAUCAAUUCGUCUUCCACAUUUAAUAGAUGCGCCGCAGUCACUGGCGUAUUAGAGGUUCGUUUGAUGGGUUGCCAAGAUCUCUUAGAAGAAGUACCUGGUAGAUCGAGGAAAGACUCUGACAAUAAUUCUAGUCCUAUGGACUUACGAUUCUUCCGAAAAGGAGUAGGAGGUAGAAGCUCAUCCAAGAGCUACUCCGUCAAAGAGGAAGUAAGCGAUGAAAUCAUGGCAGUAUUAAAAUUGGAUAAUACUACAGUGGGACAAACAAGUUGGAGACCAUGUUCUCAGCAAGCUUGGGAUCAGAGAUUUUCAAUCGACUUAGAUAAAUCGAGGGAACUAGAAAUCGGUGUAUAUUGGCGCGAUUGGAGGUCGUUGUGCGCCGUGAAAUUUUUGAAACUGGAGGAGUUUAUUGACGAUGAAAGGCACGGAAUGGCUCUGCAUUUGGAACCUCAAGGACUUCUUUUUGCAGAAAUCAAAUUUUUGAACCCGAUGAUUUCCAAGAGGCCACGACUGCAAAGGCAGAAGCGAAUAUUCAAGGAGGGCCUUCCAAGGGCCAAGCAGAUGAACAUCAAUAUAGUGACGUGGGGGAGAUGGAUGAAAAAGCAAUCGGCUAGGGUUCCUCCACAUAGAAAUCAACCAAUUAGCAUUUCAAAUGAGUUCUCGAGUAUGGAAAAUAUAGCUGAAGACAAACCCGAAACGCCUGGGGAAACUCCCGAUCCUAAUGUUGCCGGUCUUGGUGGUCAAAGACCUUUAGGUUUAGGAGUAGAAAUUUUGCCUGCCAGCCCACCACCACCUCCGAUUCCGAAGGAACCGCCCCCACCAAUAGCCAAGAAGAAGAUGUCUGUUACGCCGCCCCCUGUACCGCCAAGGCUUGACCCAGAGAGUAUAGCGGUACUGAGGGAGUUCGACUUCCUGGAGGACCACGAGGUUUCCAGAUCGGGACCUUUGAUAAUACCAGCAGCAAGCAUGCCCACUACUCCCAUUCUCGCGCCCGAACAGUUGGUUCCUCCUAGUCCUCAACCUCUUGUAGAGUUUCCAGAUGAUGAGCCACUCGCAGAAGCCGUAAACAUCAUCAGACGUCCGCCACCAAGAGAACCCGGCUACAGGGAUAGUGCGUACGAAUCCCGAAGGCAUUCCCAGUACACCGGUAUGAGCCUCGACAACUUCAAAUUGUUGAGCGUUCUCGGACGUGGCCACUUUGGUAAAGUGAUUUUGUCCCAAUACCGAAAUACCGGCGAAUACUUCGCAAUAAAGGCCCUCAAGAAGGGCGACAUAAUAGCGAGGGACGAAGUGGAAUCGCUACUGAGCGAGAAGAGGAUUUUCGAAAUAGCCAAUUCCAUAAGGCAUCCGUUCUUGGUCAACCUAUUCGCCUGUUUCCAGACGGAAGCACACGUCUGUUUUGUGAUGGAGUAUGCAGCGGGCGGAGACCUGAUGAUGCAUAUACACGCUGAUGUUUUCGAGGAGCCCAGGGCAGUGUUCUAUGCAGCCUGCGUAGUUUUAGGUUUACAAUAUUUGCACGAGAACAAAGUUAUUUAUCGAGAUCUUAAGUUGGAUAACCUUCUACUGGAUACUGAAGGCUAUGUGAAAAUAGCUGAUUUUGGUCUCUGCAAAGAAGGUAUGGGCUUCGGCGACAGGACUGGAACCUUCUGUGGUACCCCAGAAUUUUUAGCGCCUGAAGUUUUAACAGAGACUACAUACACAAGGGCUGUAGAUUGGUGGGGUUUGGGAGUUCUUAUAUUUGAGAUGUUGGUAGGGGAGUCACCCUUUCCAGGUGAUGACGAGGAGGAAGUGUUUGACUCCAUUGUUAAUGAUGAAGUACGUUACCCCAGGUUUCUUUCUUUAGAGUCGAUAGCAAUAAUGAGAAGGUUACUUCGUAAGAGUCCAGACAGAAGAUUGGGGUCCAGCGAAAGAGAUGCGGAAGACGUUAAAAAACAAGCGUUCUUCAGGCAGAUCAACUGGGAAGAUCUACUUCUUAGAAGGGUGCCACCACCAUUCAUACCUACAGUGCAUUCUUUGGAAGACGUAAGCAAUUUCGACGAAGAAUUCACGUCUGAAAAACCACAACUCUCACCGCCCAAAGAACCGAGGAUCCUCCAGGAACAAGACCAGACCUUAUUUAAGGACUUCACUUAUAUGGCAGACUGGUGCUGACAAGCUGUAUAGCUGAUCAUUCGAGUGUUUGUUCCAAUAGUUCGAAUCGGAACUGAAGGAGAAUAUAUUUUAGGUUAAAAUGUUUUAAAAGAGAAGGAUGUGAAACUGCAUUAAUCUCAGUUGAAAUCCAGACUGGAAUUUUUGUUACAUCCGCUAAUUGCCAAUAUGAUUAGUAGUUUGUUUAGGGUUUGAAUUUUAGAAUGUACAGUAUUAAAAGUGAUCAAGCUGAGCAAACAUUAAUUUCCGAUACAAUUUUGUAAAUAGACGAAAUUAAUUACUUAUUAAUUGGUUCAUUUUGUGAGUUGAAGGAUAAACGAGACAGGUGAUUUGAAUUUUCAUUAUAUAACUGAAGUUGAAUUAAUUGAUUAGUGAAUGUAUAAGUUAUUAAUACAGAAUAUUUUAUAAUAACGAAUUAAACUUUUCAAAACAUUACACUUAUUUCUAAACAAAAUUUGAUGAAAUUGAGUGAAAUUACUGAAAUGAUCAUUAUGCUCGGAAUCAUUGAGUUUAUUUCGAAAAUAACGGAUCAUGAUGAUCAUUAAUGUUAACAUUUAUUAUGUUCCUCGAAAUGUCGCAGACUGUAAGGCAAUCAACAUUUUUAUAAUUUUCUUCAUAUGUUGACUUAGAUUUGAAUUAUUCUUCGAAAAAUAAGUAGCCGAAAGUAGUUUCUUUGAAUGAUCACAAGGUAUAUGAUUAUUCAGAGUAAAUGAACUUAGAUCAAGGGCAUAUAUUGAAACAAGACACAAAUUUCUUAUUGAAAUAAAGUCAAAUUUCUGGUGAUGCAUAUCUUUGUCCUUGCCAGUUCUAAUUCAUCAUCACUAGCAUUACUAGUUUUAAGUUAUGAUUUUAAUGGUCGUUCAGCUUUGAACCAAAUGAUGUUUUUGAAAUUAAAUCUAUUCUUGAAAGUUACGUUUGGUUAUAAUGCUCAUAUUAUGCUAUUAAUAUUUAUUCAGUUGAAUUUGAUUUGAGCAUGCAAUUAAUUUUUAGAUUAUGAUUGGCAGUUAAAACUAUUUUGUACAUAAUAAUUAUUUAUAUUUUAAUGUUAUCGUUAACUAAACAUGUAUUGUUCUUGUUGCAUCUCUAUUCUCAAGAUGGAAAAGUAUUAUUCAUUCGGUAUCCCAAAUGACAGAGAAAAGGAUAGUGAUUGAUGGUAAUAUUUACCAAUUAAUUAUCAGAUACUUCCUCUUGGGAUAUCAAACUAUUUAUUAAAAUGAAAAUGCAUUUUAUAGUUGAUGCCCUUAGUUUGAUCUUUUAAGGUCGAGCUUCUUAUUGAAUGUAUUUCAAAGUGUUUGCUUUCUGAGACCUUGACAAAAAGAGCUUCUUUUGUGUAUAUUAUGAAAUGAAAUAACAAAGAUCACAUGUCAAGACUGUAAAUUCAUAUAUUAUAUGAGGGAGAAGAAUAUUUGGAAGUGCCUACUGUAUAAGUGUUUGCUCAUUGUAUAUAAAUACUAACCUUGUGUAUCCUCUAUAUUUUUGAUGCUUUAAUAUAUAUAUACAUAUAUAAAUACCUUCGUUAGGUACUGUUUUAGAAUACAAUGUAUUAAAACAAUUACGAACAAUUAAUAUUUUAUUUAUAAUCCUUUACAUCACUUGAUUACAACAGUGUUAUUUUAAUAAAAACCGUCUUUAUCAGGA
Molecule: messenger RNA, 5241 nt
Organism: Coccinella septempunctata (seven-spotted ladybird)
Lineage: Eukaryota; Metazoa; Arthropoda; Insecta; Coleoptera; Coccinellidae
Gene: Pkn
Product: serine/threonine-protein kinase N
Exons: 15
Coding region: 436-3606 (1056 amino acids)
Biological process (GO): protein phosphorylation; signal transduction
Molecular function (GO): protein serine/threonine kinase activity; ATP binding; small GTPase binding
Source: RefSeq, a predicted model, not a curated record